Molecule: messenger RNA, 456 nt
Organism: Diuraphis noxia (Russian wheat aphid)
Lineage: Eukaryota; Metazoa; Arthropoda; Insecta; Hemiptera; Aphididae
Gene: RpL38
Product: ribosomal protein L38
Biological process (GO): protein-RNA complex assembly; translation
Cellular component (GO): ribosome; cytosolic large ribosomal subunit
Molecular function (GO): structural constituent of ribosome
Source: RefSeq, a predicted model, not a curated record
UUUUCUUUCCGUUUUUCGUGCGAUUUAAUCCGUGUAACAUUUUGUCAUUCUCAUUUUACCAUUUUUGAAGUUUUGUUGCCACUUGCCACUUGCCAAACCAAAUUCAUUAACUUUUUUUCAGGACGUCAACUGGUGACUACCUAACAGAAUAUGCCGCAAGAAAUCAAGGAAAUCAAAGAUUUUCUCCUGAAGGCUAGAAGGAAGGAUGCCAAAUCUGUCAAGAUUAAGAAGAACAUUGAAAAUGUUAAAUUCAAGGUUCGUUGUUCUCGAUUCCUUUACACCUUAGUAAUUACAGACAAGGAAAAGGCAGAAAAACUUAAACAAUCAUUGCCUCCUGGUCUUCAAGUGAARGAGAUCAAAUGUAAAAAAAUGAACACUGACGAUAAAGAGAAAAAAUGAUAAGGUUGCUGUGGAUUAAUGUUUAUAUUAAAUAUAAUUAACUUUAUUACAUGUAAA